CCGAACCAAAUGUAGCAGAAUAGCCUGGACUUUGUUUACGUCCCGCUGGUUAGCUGACAGCUGUUGUAGCGCUUCGCCCACACAAACAGCCGUAUUUGCAUGUCUCUGCUGGCUGCUUGGAGCUUCGUGAACUUUUUGCCGAAGUAUUUCGAGAAUGGGAUGUUUUGUUGAGUGAGGGGGACCCGCUUGAUGCCGACAGGAGGAUGAACUCCAUCACCGGUCGGGUUCUUGCUCUCCCCGCCGCCUCUGUCACCAACUCUGGAGCUUCAUCCUCUCGAGCCUUACAUGUGGAGCUCACAUCCCAGCAGAGACGGUUGCGUCAUCUCCGGAGCAUCGCAGCCAGAAACAUUGUCAACAAGAAUGGUUCCCCGCUGCUGGACACUUACUUCACCCUCCACCUCUUUGUUGGAGACCGUAUUUCUAGAGAUUUUUACAAGAGUGAAAUCAUACGAGACUCACUGAAUCCAACAUGGCGGAGCCUGGACUUUGGCAUGCUCCCGGACCUUCUGGACACCUCAGUGUCCUGCUUUGUGGUGAGGAUCUAUGGAGGACAGGAUGAACAGUACCAGCUCCUCAUUGAGUGGAAGGUCAAUCUGGAUGGCCUCAGAUACACAGGACAGCAGAUUCGAUCCAGAAAUCCAAAUGAGAUCAUAUUUGGAUUGAAUGAUGGCUACUAUGCAGCUGACUUUGAUCAUAAGGAUCAGUCGGAGCGGAAGAAAAACAGUCUCCUUCAGGUCGACCAGAGUUCAGUCAGGAACUCCUACAGUGUUUUCUCAUUGCUCAGGCUUCACACAGCGCAGAGAGCCAUCAAACAGACCCAAGUGACAGUGCAGAAGAUUGGGAAGGAGAUUGAAGAAAAGCUGAGGACGACGGCGACCUGCACAGAGCGGAAGAAGGAGCGGGAGUGCAUGCAGCUGCGUAUAGCUGUGCUGCGCAGUGAACUGCAGAGGCAGAGGAAGGCGCUUGGCAGGGAGAUAGACCUGCGACAGAAGGAAAGGGCACAGCUGCAGAAGAAAGAGGAAGUGUUUUCUGCUCAGCACGAGAGUUUAAAGGAGGAGAAAGAAUCCUUAACCAAAUUGCAGAAGGAAUGUACGGCCAAAAGAGAACAGUUCCUUAAGUCCAACUUCCAGCUCACCGUCCGCUGUCGUCAGCUUCUCUCUGAGCUUUCCUACAUCUACCCCAUCGACGUGGCCAAUCAGUCAGAUUAUGUCAUCUGUGGAGUGAAGCUGCCAAACUCAGAGGACUUCCAAGCAAAGGAUGAUGGGAGCGUGGCAGUCGCCCUGGGUUACACGGCACACCUGGUCCUGAUGAUCUCGUGCUUCCUGCAGAUCCCUCUUAGGUAUCCAGUGAUCCACAAGGGCUCACGCUCCUCCAUCAAGGACACCAUCACUGACAGACUCACUGAGAAGGAGAGAGAAUUCCCUUUGUACCCCAGAGGAGAGAGGUUUCAUUUUGAGUACGGUGUCUACUUACUCAACAAGAACAUUGCCCAGCUGAGAUAUCAACAUGGCUUAACCACCCCAGACCUGCAGCAGACACUUCCAAACUUGAAGAACUUCUUGGAACAUGGCCUGAUGGUGCGAUGUGACCGCCACCAUGUCUCAAGCUCCAUCCCAGUACCCUCCAAGUCCGAGCUUGGUGUGUCUGCUGCCUCAGAGGCUGGCUACCCCUCUCACACCAGCUCCCCUGACCGAGGUCUGAGGAAGAGGGCGAGCUCAGAGGCUGAGGCGGAGCUGAAGUACAAGCCAACCCCUCCGCCCAGCUACAACACAGCCAUGGGUCAAGAGCAAACCCCGGCUGUCCUGGCACCGCCUUCACCUUCACCCAAACACCUGUCCUCCUCACUUGAUACCAGCAUGGCUUCACUUAACCGCACAGACGCCAGCAAGGAGGGAGAGCAGAAGGAAGAGAAAGAGGAGGGUGAGGAGACAGCAGUGGAGGUGGAGAGACAUGAAACCAUUGACAGAGAGACUGAAGGAGAUAAAGAAGAAGAGACUGUGGAACAGCCACCCAGCAGCACAGGGGCACCCGUCUCUUCUGCAGUGCAGGACGCUGGUGAGGAAACAGUGCCCACUAUCCAGCACAUGGGUGCCAUGAACGGCUCUUUGCUACAAGGACAGGCACCCAUUAGCCUGGUCCCAGAGCUUCGUUGCUCUGUGGAGCAAGCUGAGGAGAUCAUGGGCACAGAGGCCACGGGGCUAGGCCUGGGCUUGGGGAUAGGGUUAGGGCUAGUGGAUGAGGCCCAGCUGGAAGACUACCGCUGCAUCCCUGUGGACCACGCAGUAGCUGUUGACAGUGAUGAACAGGUGCUGGGCGAGCUAGAUGUGGCUGGCUUCGAGGAGUUCUCCAGGCGCAUCUAUGCACUAAAUGAGAACAUGUCCAGCUUCCGCAGGCCGCGCAAGAACUCUGAAAAGUGAGGCAGAGGACCUAAGGAAAGCAGGAGGCAUGAAGAAUCUUGCACAGGGGAUUUGAACAAAUAAAAGGCAGGGACAUGAACUGCGAGGACAAAGGUGUGGUCCUCAUUCCUUAAUCGCAGCGUCAGAAAUUAUAGGAGCUAUUCUGGAAUAACAACCAAUUUUCACUUAUUGCAAACAUUUCCAUAGUAAUCUUUUAGAUGACAGUUAAAAGUACAACUAUUGGGACAGUAGGCUUAACUUUUAUUUUUGAUGCCUGAUUUCAUAUAUUUUUAACAAAUACUAUACAAUAAUUCAGGCAUUUUCUAUUCACAAACAGAUUUGGCCUCAGUAAUAAUCACCCUCAAUGCAAUUUCUUUGCAUCAUAGAUGUAAAAUGGCGCACAACGUAUAUCACGCCCGCUUUGUUUUACAACUCUUACUGCAAUAACAGCCCUUGACCUCUGUCAUUUCUAAACAACAUCUAAGAUUUACAUCAACAACCAGAGCGCAGCAUGAGUACAUCAUGUGUCACUGCAGCAGAGUUUUUGGAUAUUUUAAAGCCUGCUGUCCCGGUAUGUCCACCUUUGACUGUACAAGCAAAUGUUAAGACACUUCCCAAGCCUUCAUUCAUUCAGGGUGCAUGACAAGUGGGAGUAUGCAGGAGGGAGUACUUGGGCAUGUGUGUGUGCGCUUCACAUCAACAUGGAACCACAAUCGCAGUUAGGGUGAUCCCGCCAAUGACCUUGAAACACGGCAGGACUUUGCGAUCAGAAAGCGAGGUGGGAGCUGGAACCAGUAGCCCAGUCAGAGACUCCCUAACUGUGACACGCUGCAGCUCCUCCACUCACCUUCAGGUCUGAAGACGAGGAUCACAAGAGUGGCAGGGUGCAGCUCACAGCACAUGGCAGGGAUACGGUGCAAUUGUUUUUCUCUUCAUCUCCAUGUCCUCUUAUUUUUUUCCUGCUUUUUUUUUUCAUGUACCCCAUGAAUAUUAACUUCAAUGUUAAUGUUAUGUCCACUGAUUCUUACUUUCAGUAGACCAAAAAUUGAAUUCGGUGUCUGUGUUCUGUUGGAAUGUCUCACUCAGGCUCUCCUCCAACUGUUGAUAGCAAGUGUCUCAGCCCAGCAUCUGUGAUUUAGUCCUGUGUCUCCCUGCUCUGAAUGCUUUCUUGCACUGGUAAUCAACUAUUGCAUUAUUUAUGUCUCCUAACAACUGUGUGUGCUUUGUUUCAAAGGAAAUCCAUGUUUAGUUUUAUUUCCCAAUUACAUAGGAUGUCGCUCAUUAAUAUUGUCAAAUGUUGGACUGACAUCGUAACCCCUGUCUGGGUUCCAACUUGGACAGCUGCUUUGCAUCACCCACCAUGACGACGACGGACCCUCCACUUUGUGUUUCAGAUCCAGUACUGUGGUUGCUGACUGUUAGGAAGUGUUGUAUUUAAAACUAAAAGAUGACCCAUGUUAAAUCCUUUCCAUAAACUGCUCUACAGUUCAGUAAGUGACCAUGUACAUAUACUUUUGUAUGGAGAUUUUUUUUGGUUAUUAAAGACUUGCAGUCCAAUGGCAUGGGUGUAUGUAACCCCUUUAAAA
Messenger RNA from Amphiprion ocellaris (clown anemonefish), 3982 nucleotides. RefSeq names its product UV radiation resistance associated gene (gene uvrag). The record is from RefSeq and is a predicted model, not a curated record. Gene Ontology annotation, biological process: SNARE complex assembly. Gene Ontology annotation, molecular function: SNARE binding. The transcript has 15 exons. Gene Ontology annotation, cellular component: endosome; lytic vacuole. The coding region runs from base 204 to 2417 and encodes 737 amino acids. NCBI's taxonomy places the organism in Eukaryota, Metazoa, Chordata, Actinopteri, Pomacentridae.